AUGGAAUACAUGUCGAUUGGCUUCAUUCGAACCCUCUUAAACUCGAAACUCCUAACAGAUGACGAUCGUAUACUGGUGGAGGACGCGCUAACCGAUUCAGCCAUGAAAUUCCCUUCAAACUACAAAUUUAUGGCCAUUUUGGUUGGACUCUUUUCGAUUUGCACUGGUACCAUGUGGUGGGCUGAACAAAAUGGUACAUUUUAAUGAAUUAUGGCCUGAAAACAUGUCUUUGACAGUUUUUCGAAGUGGAAGUUGGGUGGAAGAUUCGUAAUGUAUUUUGCACUGAAAAUCUUCCACUUAACUUCCAUUUUUAAAAUGUCUUAAAAUGGCUUAAAAAUGAAUUUUUGACACUUUUUAGUAGUGGAAGUUAAGUGGAAGAUUUUCAGUGCAAAAUACAUUACAAAUCUUCCACUCAACUUCCACUUCCAAAAAGUGUUAAAAACGUGUUUUUUGCUCAUUUUAAGACAUUUCAAAAGUGGAAGUUGAGUGGAAGAUUUUCAGUGUAUUUUGCACUGAAAAUCUUCCAUUCAACUUCCACUUUUUAAAUUUCGCUUUUAAUGCUUUUCUAGCAUAUGGACUAGUUACCCAAAGAGGAAGAGUUAAGUUAAUGCCAUUUUGAACCAUACACUCGUCAUUUUCUUGCCAUUUUUAAUCAUACCCCCCCCCCUCCCCCUUCCCCAUAACUUUUUUGCCAUUUUUAUUCAUACCCAUAAUUUUUUGCCAUUUCAAACCACAACCCUCACCAUUUUCAGCCGAUCUCUUUACUUACAACUUGAUGACUGGUAUAACAAUCACUUUUGUAUUCGUGGUGUCAGUCGGGUUCUUCCCAGUUCUACUCGUCCCUUUGGCUUACUAUGGCAUUCGAAGAUGGGAGAAGGCGGAUCACACUAUACAUCUAUUCUUGGCUGGGUUAAAACGACGCGAGAACUACAUUUACGGGUAG
Messenger RNA from Bursaphelenchus okinawaensis, 943 nucleotides. The record is from the annotation of a GenBank genome assembly. Lineage: Eukaryota; Metazoa; Nematoda; Chromadorea; Rhabditida; Aphelenchoididae.